Molecule: messenger RNA, 456 nt
Organism: Schizophyllum commune H4-8
Lineage: Eukaryota; Fungi; Basidiomycota; Agaricomycetes; Agaricales; Schizophyllaceae
Exons: 1
Coding region: 1-456 (151 amino acids)
Source: RefSeq, a predicted model, not a curated record
AUGGAGAUAUACCUCCCUAAUGGUGGAGGGGAUAUGCCUCUCCACCUGAAACCUAUCCCAAGCUCGCCUAUUGUCACGCGCAAGUCUGGGAGCCGGGCCCGACCCAGGCCAUAUCCGUCUCCUUCCUUCCAGAGCGGGAGUCGUGAUGGGAACUCAGUGGCCGACUCGUUACCGAAUACGCUUAACCCUGCGCAGGGGGGCAGAUUCUCCACUAGCGGCAUGGCUGUGACACAGGCUUCCGUAGUUGGACAGAAUGCUAGUGGAGACGUAGAUCAGACAUCUCACAUACCUACCCACAUCGACGACGACGACGGACUAAUCCCUGCGCCACCUGGGGAGCCAGGGCGCCCCAGCUCUGGUGGUUAUAGCCUGCAGGCCACACUAGAGGAUCUGGGAUGGACCAAGAAAGACAUCCGAUACGUGAGGGUACGAUACACCAUCGGCGGCAUGGCUUGA